UGGACACAGACGGCAGCAGGUCGCAGCAGCAGAAGGCAGAAGGCAGUGGAGCCCGAGGAAGCACAACAGAGGCACAUGAAACACAAUUCAAAAACACUUUGACCGGCAAAGUUGCCACACGGAAUUUCUUCUUGUGCAACGUCGAGGAGCGAAAGAAAAAGCAGCGAAAGGAGCAAAGUUUCGCACUUUUGUUUUGGCCAACUUUUCUUUGGGAUAUGUUUUAAUAAACUUUCCAUCGAGUUCAUUAAAUUUGAUUCAAGUAAAUGUGUUUGUCUUUCGGUCAGUACCCUCCUGCUGCUGUUCCUGCUCCUGCUCCAGCUCCAGCUCCUGCUCCUGCUCCACUCUUCCCUGUGUCCCCGGAAGAGAGUGUGCCUUAAACAAGUUGAGACAAUUGCGACUGAUUGAUAGUCAAUUAGUGGAAGUGGAUGCUGAUGCUGAUGCCGGUCUCCUUCUCCGUCUCCUUCUCCUUAUCCGCCGCACCCCACUGCCACUGUUGCAAGUGGCAAGAGCAACAACUGUUUGUGCAUAAAUAACCCAAAACAACCAGCAACAACAACCGCCAGACCAAAGUGUCAUUAACCUAAUUGCCGCAAAAGAAGCUACAGAGGAGCUACAGAGGAGCCCAAGCGGAGAAGCCCAAAAAGGGGAAAAAAUCUACGGCCAUAAAACAACUUGCAACGUGUUGCAAUAAAACCGAAUUUGCAUAAAGCAGGGGCGUAGAACAUCACACAUCGCUGGACAAGCCGCGACUGCAGGCGAGAACAAAAACUUGAAGGAGUUUACCUUGAGAAAGGAGCACGCGAAGAAUUCCAUUGCGUCGACGCGGCGACGGCGUUGCUGUUGCUGUUGCUGCCCCUAGCAAUUCUUUUGACCACAACAAAUCUAGCACGCAAGGUGUUGUAGGAAGGUGCUCCUAGCCUUAAGAGUCUUAAGAGAGCCUUCUCCUUCGCGGCGAACAUGAACGAAGAGAACGACGAUUACCUGGCCCACGAAGCCGCUGCCAUGGCGGAUGAGGAAAGGGAUGUGGACGGUGGGGACGGGGACGGGGACCUGGACGGAGAUGGGGCUGGGCAUGGGCAUGGCCGCAGCGUCGCAGCUGCUAAUAACGAGUCCGUGCUUGGCGGCCAAACAAUGCCACAAAUUAGUUCGAACGCACAGCUCGAGGGAAACGUUUCGCCAACACCGAUACCGACCCAGACAACGACGUCCCGCUUUGAUGAUAAUCUCCAGAAUAAUAAUAUUAGCAACAAGCACAGCGGCCACGGCAACAUUAACAACAACCACAGCAGCGGCGGCGGUGGCGGCGGCAAUCACCAGCAGAACGACUCCAGCCUCGGCGGCCUCGGCAGCCCCCUGAAGAGCCCCAAGCGUAACAUCUCGUCCAGCUUCCGGAUACAGAAUGCCCCCUACGAUGAGGACGACGACCUAACGGCCGGCGACUUGCAGCCAGACAUCGCCGGUGCAUCUGCUGCAGCAGCUGGAAGUGGUCCUGGUGUUGGUGUUGGCAAUCGGCACGUACCCGGCACGGACUACUGGCAGCCAAGGAACGGCGGCGGCUCAGUCCACGGCGGUGGAGUCCAGAGUGGUGUCCAGAGCGGCCAUCAGAGUCGGGCCCUCAGCCCGAGCUACCUGGACAACAUGAGCGAGAACUCGGAGCAACCGCCUGUUGUGCCCCUGGUGCGGUCCAAGUCGCGGCCGGAGAUCUCUAGUGCGGCGGCCUCCCGCUACUCCAAUCUGUCCUACUGGAAGGCCCGGCGCGUGGUUUUCUACCGCAACGGGGACCCGUUCUUCCCGGGGGUGGAGCUGCGCUACAGACCCGGGCGCGAUGUCACGUCGCUGGACAACCUUCUGGACAAGAUAUCGCCCAAGAUGGAUCUGCCGCGUGGGGCACGCUAUGUCUUCUCCAUGGACGGCGACCGGAAGUAUCAUCUGGACGAGCUGGAGGAUGGCGCCUUCUAUGUGGUCUCCUCGUUCAAGGCGUUCAAGCCUGCCAGCUACGGCAAGAAGAACGGGAUGUGGUAUGCAUCGCCUGGAAAUCAGGGCUGGGGCUCCAAGCCCGCCAGUCGGAAGCCCUCAAUAAUGGAAGCGGAUUUGGGCACAUUAUCGACCACAUCAGGCUCGAUAAAGCGCAGUGCCGGCCGUGUGAUACGCAUCAUCAAUAAUUUGGAUCAUUCGGUGCAGUGUCGCGUUUUGUUGAACCUACGCACCUCGCAGCCAUUCGAGGAAGUGCUCGAGGAUUUGGGUCAAGUGCUGAAAAUUAACGGAGCAAAGAAAAUGUACACAGGCACUGGCCAGGAGGUCCGCAGUUUCUCCCAGCUGCGGAACGAGUUCGCCGACGUGGACACCUUCUACCUGGCCACGGGCACUGCUCUGAUUGCCGGCUCACCCAUCAGACGGUCGCGGUCGAGACCCUCGGUGGUGGCCGCCGCCCCCAUACUGCCCACGGAUGAGCUGCCCAAGGUGCCGCUGCGUGGGGCAAGGCCUAGGAGCAAGAGCCGGCCGCGCAUACUGUACGCGCCGGAGAGCGAGAUAUUGCGACCGAAUGGGGAGUACACCAUGCUGGACAUCAUGAAGGAGGAGCCCACCAAGGUUACGAUCAGGGGCUUGCGGCGUACCUUCUAUCCGCCCGUUCACCAUGCGCCGGCUGACAACUCGCCGCCGGACAAAAAGUUGCAGCUCCAAUGGGUCCAUGGCUACCGUGGCAUCGAUGCUCGCCGGAACCUUUGGGUCUUGCCGUCCGGGGAGCUGCUCUACUACGUGGCCGCUGUGGCCGUGCUCUUCGACCGGGACGAGGAUGCUCAGCGCCACUACACAGGCCACACUGAAGAUAUUAUGUGCAUGGAUGUGCACCCCUCCAGGGAGCUGGUGGCCUCGGGGCAGAAAGCUGGACGCGAUCGCAAGUCGCAGGCGCAUGUACGGAUCUGGAGCACCGAGUCCUUGCAGACACUCUACGUUUUUGGCAUGGGCGAACUAGAUAGUGGCGUCACUGCCGUGGCAUUUUCGCAGCUGAACGGAGGCAGCUACAUCCUUGCCGUAGACAGCGGCCGUGAGAGCAUCCUGUCCGUUUGGCAGUGGCAAUGGGGUCACCUGCUGGGAAAAGUAGCCACACUGCAGGAGGGCCUAUCGGGCGCCGCAUUCCAUCCGCUGGAUGAUAAUCUCAUCAUCACACACGGGCGCGGCCACCUGGCCUUCUGGCAUCGGCGCAAAGAUGGCUUCUUCGAGCGGACGGAUAUUGUCAAGCAGCCAUCGCGCUCGCACGUAACGAGCGUGCAAUUCGAGCCGGAUGGCGAUGUCAUAACAGCCGACUCGGAUGGCUUUAUCACCAUCUACUCUGUGGACUCCGAUGGCGCGUACUUUGUCCGCACCGAGUUCGAGGCCCACAACAAGGGCAUCGGCUGCCUGAUCAUGCUGGGGGAGGGAACACUGCUGUCGGGCGGCGAAAAGGACCGCAAGAUAGCCGCCUGGGACUCCCUGCAGAACUACAAGAAGAUUGCCGACACUAAGCUUCCUGAAGCCGCUGGCGGCGUGCGAACGAUUUAUCCGCAGCGUCCUGGGCGCAACGAUGGCAACAUCUAUGUCGGCACAACCCGCAACAACAUCCUCGAGGGCUCGCUGCAGCGCCGCUUCACCCAGGUGGUCUUCGGUCAUGGCCGGCAGCUGUGGGGUCUGGCCGCACAUCCGGAUGACGAGCUCUAUGCGACGGCUGGUCACGACAAGCAUGUGGCGCUGUGGCGCAAGAAUAAACUGAUCUGGACCAUUCAGACGGGGUACGAGUGUGUGGCGUUGGCCUUCCAUCCGUUUGGCACUCUUGCUGCGGGCAGCACUGAGGGCCAUCUGCUGGUCAUCAACUGCGAGAACGGAGCGGUGAUGUUGACCCUUCGCGUCUGUGGCUCGCCCCUCAACUGCGUGGCCUACAAUCAGGUUGGUGACAUGAUUGCCAUGGGCUCACAGAAUGGCAGCAUUUACCUCUUCCGCGUCUCGCGCGACGGUUUUUCCUACAAGAAGGUCAACAAGAUACGCGGCUCCCAGCCCCUGACACACCUGGACUGGAGCAUGGAUGGCAACUUUGUGCAGACGGUGACAAUUGACUUUGACCUGCUGUUCUGGGACGCCAAGUCGCUGUCGCCGGAGCGCAGUCCCAUUGCCAUGAAGGAUGUCAAGUGGCUGACCAACAACUGCACUGUGGGCUUCCUGGUGGCCGGCCAGUGGAGCAAUCGCUACUACAGCACCACCAACACCAUCGUAGCCACCUGCAGCCGCUCGGCCGCACACGAUAUGCUUGCCUCUGGCGAUGCCGAGGGAUAUUUGCGUUUGUUCAGGUAUCCGUGCAUCUCGCCGCGCGCCGAAUUCCACGAGUCGAAGGUGUACUCUGGCAUGCUGGCCUGCGCCCGCUUCCUGUGCGGGGAUCACACACUCAUCACGGUGGGCGGCACAGACGCUUCGCUCAUGGUGUGGGACAUUGUCGAGGAAUAGCUGAAAUGGCCACCGUGGCGCACCACUGCCCAGUACGAGUCGUGCUACACGGAUUACUGGAAUCGCCGCACAUCGCGGGUCUCCUCCACAUUGCUGGACAGUGACUCUGUCGACUAUCAGUGACUCCAUUCGAGUCCGAUCGGCUCGGUUCUGGACAGUGUUCUGCUUGCUAGAGAUUCAAACGAACAACAAUUGGCCAGCAUUCCGUUUUUUUUUUGUAGAUGAACGAAAUAUUAAUAUUAGAUAAUUGCACCAAUUGCAUUAAUACGAUCGAAAUUCAACAUUUUCGAACAUUUUUUUGAACAGAAACAAAUCACAUAGCAAACCGCACUCAAAACGGCUUCCACUCCGAGAAUCUUCCGUUAGUCUUGCCAUCUGCAUUUGUCCCUGCCUUCCCCCCAUUCGAUUAAACAACUAAAUCUAACUCUAAAUGCCACUGGUGGAUACUACAACUAUAACUUUACGCAGCGAACAGCCGCAGUCAAAGCCUGACAAACUAUACUUCAUCUUCCACAACGUCUAUAUCUUGGUGUGUCGGUACCUUCACCUUCACCUUCCCCGAACAAAUGCAAAUGCAGUAACAUAACCAGACAGUACGACAGUAAGUGACAAACAAACAGACAUGCAUCUCACCACAAACGCACUCAAACGUACGGAUAAUGAAUACCAAGAAGUGCACUUCCAACUUAUAUACAUAUACUUAUAUACAUAUAUCGAAUGUGUAUUGUUAAAGCAACUUUUAUCAUAAGCGUUGAAAUAAAUAAACAGUUUG
Messenger RNA from Drosophila pseudoobscura, 5245 nucleotides. RefSeq names its product Doublecortin-domain-containing echinoderm-microtubule-associated protein (gene DCX-EMAP). Gene Ontology annotation, biological process: intracellular signal transduction; microtubule cytoskeleton organization. The transcript has 12 exons. Gene Ontology annotation, molecular function: microtubule binding. NCBI's taxonomy places the organism in Eukaryota, Metazoa, Arthropoda, Insecta, Diptera, Drosophilidae. Gene Ontology annotation, cellular component: mitotic spindle. The record is from RefSeq and is a predicted model, not a curated record. The coding region runs from base 958 to 4473 and encodes 1171 amino acids.